This is a messenger RNA of Actinia tenebrosa (Australian red waratah sea anemone), 3037 nucleotides long. RefSeq lists its product as uncharacterized. The record is from RefSeq and is a predicted model, not a curated record. Gene Ontology annotation, biological process: regulation of transcription by RNA polymerase II. Gene Ontology annotation, cellular component: nucleus. Gene Ontology annotation, molecular function: RNA polymerase II cis-regulatory region sequence-specific DNA binding; DNA-binding transcription factor activity, RNA polymerase II-specific. NCBI's taxonomy places the organism in Eukaryota, Metazoa, Cnidaria, Anthozoa, Actiniaria, Actiniidae.
GCGAGUGCUGAGAUAACUUGCUGUGCUCGCGCGCUGUGAGAGAAAUUGUUUCAAUGCAAAUUUGAUUGAAUCGUCGGCUUAUAUUGAAAAAGACUCGGCAGGGUGUUCAGAUGGCUGGAGCUACCUCAAACACAGCUUCAAUGCAAUACCCACAGAGCGCGGCCACAGCGCAUGUCUUACCCAACUCUGCGCCUGCGUAUUGGACUCAAUUAAUGUAACGCCGAACGAGUGAGCGAUGCUUAGUAGCGCGAUUGUAAUCAUUCGCCAAUACACAUCAGCACACACGACACGGUGGAUCGUGGAGAGUUAGAUUAUUCGCCACAAGCUAGUCCUAUGUCUUUGUAGGGCGAUCGGGACUCGCAUAUUCUCGAAGUGAGCACUACAUAAGAUGGAGCUAGCCAGCUUUCCACAUAUUAUAAUAAAAACAGAGCCCAUGGAAGUAUGCUCUAGUCAAAUGUCAGGACACUCAAGACGGCCUAGCAGAGAAUCUGAAUUUAUGUCUAGUAGACGCAGUCACGAUAGAGUUUCUUUGGACUUAACCGACAGCUUGGCUAGUUUGCCAACAGAUCGCUCAAGGUGUAAUAAUGAGUCUCAGAGCGUACAGCKUAGUGAAGAGAUCAGAGAGAGACAUUUGUGGACGUCGCCUGACGCGAGAGACAGGACUAAUAGUACUACAGUAAGUCGUAGUAACGAGACUUAUGUGAGUAGUAACAGARAAUCCAGUGAAAGUACCUACGUCUCAUUCCCGGCUUACAGGCCCGAACUGAUCGGCGCGGCGACCGAUAAUUCUUACUCCGACUCCGAAGAUUCUUAUAACGGAGAUUCCGAUAUUAGCGGAACAAGCGAAAAAUAUUUCCAAAAGGACAGUAGCACAAAGGUGAAUACGAGUGUCCCUACUGAGAGUUCUCUAGCUGUCAACACUACACGGAGCAAAGAAAACUAUUCAGAACAGAGAUAUAUCAUUCCUGGUAUUCCCGGUGGCUCUAAAAAUGGAAUCAACGUCGUGUUUCGAAAACAUCAGACGGACUCAAAUCCCAAAAGUAGUUCAAGUAUCGUGGCGUCUAKAUCGUCAAUGGAGUCGUUACGUGAUUUGCGUGGUGAGCUCACGAGUACUAGAGAAUCGGAAAUUCCUUCAUCUAUGGUGUACCCUGCACGUUCAUAUUAUCCUAACACAACUUGCAUCAAGAGCGUCGUCCGUGAGGAUCAUAGUCCUUUCGUUUAUCCUCGAAGCACAGAGCCCCGUCCGACAUACACAGCUUUAAAGCCCRAAGACAGAGUACUAGUGUGCCGUUGGGUUACCAAUAAACUGGAGCUAUGUGGAAUGGUCUUCUACAGGAUCGAAGACCUCGUUUCUCAUAUAACUGAUGGUCAUCUAGUCACAGGCGCUGUCUCAGAAUUCGUGUGCAAUUGGAAGGAUUGCGCUCGUAAAGGCAUGCCAUUUAAAGCUAAGUAUAAAUUGAUAAAUCACAUUCGAGUACAUACCGGUGAAAAGCCAUUUACAUGUUCAGAAAAUGGGUGUGGAAAAAGCUUCGCCCGAGCUGAAAAUCUCAAAAUCCAUAUCCGAACUCACACAGGAGAAAGACCAUUUGCUUGCGAAUUCCAGGGCUGUGAUAAACGCUUCGCAAACUCGAGUGAUAGACGAAAACAUAUACAUGUCCACACGUUAGAGAAGCCUUACGCUUGUAGGUUCGUGGGCUGUGAUAAAAACUAUACCCAUCCGAGCUCUCUCCGAAAGCAUAUGAAAGUACACGGCGCGGCGAGUAAAUCCGAGCUACAGUACAGCUCCAGCAGACCCAACUACUUUGACGAACAUAGAAUUGAUAUUUAAAAUGAAGACACUUGAAUAAAGUAUCAGGCUAACGAUUGCCAUAGGUARAGAGCUCAGUACUGAGGUAUGCUUUCAAAUACCCCAAAAUCAUYCAUGCAACUGACCUGGCUUUUCGCUACCUUUUGGCUCCAACUUGACUUCGUUCAUUAUUAGGAUCUCCAAAAUAGCAUUCAGUAAAUUUAUAGGGGCUUGGUCCUUGAGGAAGCUUGCAUUUUUUUGGGACAAUUCUUAGCUGUUUUUUUUGGCAUGAUGUGAAAACAAUGAAAAACGAUUUGUUGCGCAUCAAAGCACUGUAUCAAUCCAAAUAAAAGCAACAAUUUGAUUAAUUGCGAAGUUUACAAUUUGGCUUUUAACUCUCUGUUCACGGAGUUAAAUUUUAAUGCUUUGAGAAAGCUUAAAAAUAGUGGCAAAAGAGAGUAAACUUAUAAAAUUCUAUGCCCACUCUUUUGAAAAAGUGAGUCGGUGAGAGUCCUAAGAAUACUUGUACAUAAUAAUAAAAGUUGUAUGAGAGCGACUUAGAAUUAAAUGCGACAACGAACAAUGUUGAAAAGCAUGGAAAAACUUUAAUGAAGAGAGUAUUUAUGGUGGUUUUAUGAACAAAGGAAAAUAAYCUUACAUUUAUUAAGGAAUAUAUUGUAGGAAUGAUAUAAGAGAAUGACUCGAAUAUAAAUUAAUAAAGUAAGUCUAAGAAUAGAUGAAUUUUGAGAACAUGGUUCUGUUCAAUUUUAUUUAUGAAUAUCUAUAAGAGGAAUCGACAAAAAUGGUAUUAAAAAGACUUUCUCAUGAUUUGAAAAUUGGUUUGUUAUUUAGUUUAAAAUUUCAAACUACAAGAUCACGGUUAUGAAGAGAGUCAAGAAGGAAGUAAGAUGGAAAAAGGGUGGUCAGAGAAAGGUAAAGGGCAGUGAAGAUAGAACCACAUAGGGUUUAUAAACAGCAACAAGACUUGAAGACAGACCUCACCAAGUUGCAAGAAGGACAAGAACAGCCUAUGAAACAACGACUUUCUUGACAAGAAGUGGUAGUUUUCUUAUGAAACCUUGGCGUAGAACCAUACAAGUUUAACUGUCACGGAAUCGGGUAGCGCGUAGUGUAGAAAGUAAUGGUAAAUAAGUUUAUUCGAAAAAAAAAAAAAUGGAUAGCCUACUUAUCUACAAAUUGAGUUUGAUUUUGAAGAAAUCUUAAAGGAAUUAUCCCACGUAAAACAUUAGA